This is a messenger RNA of Rana temporaria (common frog), 627 nucleotides long. It is a transcript of the gene FSHB, whose product is annotated as follicle stimulating hormone subunit beta. The transcript has 3 exons. Gene Ontology annotation, cellular component: cytoplasm; extracellular region. The record is from RefSeq and is a predicted model, not a curated record. Lineage: Eukaryota; Metazoa; Chordata; Amphibia; Anura; Ranidae. Gene Ontology annotation, biological process: G protein-coupled receptor signaling pathway. Gene Ontology annotation, molecular function: hormone activity. The coding region runs from base 47 to 430 and encodes 127 amino acids.
UUUACAUUUUCUCAGUGUCUAGGAUCCACCAACACCGGGAUAAAGAAUGGAGAAGAUAUUUCUGUUCGGGCUGCUUCUGUUUUGGAAUGUUGUGCUCAGUACAACCUGUGAGCUCUCUAAUAUUACGAUUGUGCUGGAAAAGGAGGAAUGUGGAGCCUGCGUUUCUGUGAAUUCAACUUGGUGCUCAGGAUACUGCUACACCUUGGAUCCAAAUUUAAUGUACCCACAGAAAUCGGAGAAGCAAGGUGUCUGCACGUACACUGAGGUCAUUUAUGAAACCGUGAAAAUUCCAGGAUGUGCUGAGAAUGUAAAUCCUUUCUACACUUAUCCGGUGGCUGUUGACUGUCACUGUGGGCGGUGCGAUUCAGAAACCACUGAUUGUACAGUAAGGGCUUUAGGGCCCACUUACUGUUCUCUGAGUCAAGACUAAGUAACAGAGAUGGCACUCUUAUACUUUCCAACCUGACUUACAUAUGCUUGUCUCUGCAAUGCCAAGGCUUCUAACUAAGGUGGGGCAACCAAAGCCCUUCAGCUGUUGAGGAACUACAUACUCUACAUACUAGACUACAUAGUCUAGUGGGCACAAUCUCUACCUUGUUCAAUUAGUGAAUGCCAUAUAUUAAUUGA